This is a messenger RNA of Cuscuta epithymum, 2021 nucleotides long. Lineage: Eukaryota; Viridiplantae; Streptophyta; Magnoliopsida; Solanales; Convolvulaceae. The record is from the annotation of a GenBank genome assembly.
UUUUUUGGUCCAAUGGAAAGAGAAGGGCAUCAAAUCACCAACAAUUUUUCGAAAAAGAAACAACUAGUACUAACCUUGCUCUUUACAACCAGUGUUUACUUUUUACCGGGAACUUCUUGAGAGCUGAGAGGGUGGAUCUUACGAUCUACUACGUAAUAUAUCAGGAGUCAAACUUUUUGGAGAAAGACAAAGAUGGCGGAAGAUUUGGUAUUGGACACUGCAAUCAGAGAUUGGGUGCUUAUACCGUUAUCGGUAGUUAUGGUGCUCAUCGGAGUCCUCAGAUACUUCGUAUCGAAGCUCAUGCAGUCAUCUUCUUCCCAGUCACCUGAUGCUAAAAUCGUCAAAGAAGGGCAGGCGAUAAUAAGGGCUAGGAAUUUGAGGGCAAAUGCCAAUUUUCUUCCUGCCAAGUCUUUUAGAGCGAGGCGAUUUUAUUAUAGCAAUGAGGAAAAUGGGUUACUUGUUGUUCCUAAAGGACAAGCUCAGAAUCCACAAGCGCAAAUGCUUUCUGAUCCUAACAUGGCUAUGGAUAUGAUGAAGAAAAAUCUGUCAAUGAUUAUACCUCAGACCCUUACUUUCGCAUGGGUGAACUUCUUCUUCUCAGGGUUUGUAGCAGCAAAAAUACCAUUUCCAUUAACUCAAAGGUUCAGGUCAAUGUUGCAAAAUGGGAUUGACUUGAGUACAGUUGACGUAAGCUAUGUUAGCAGUCGAUCUUGGUACUUCCUCAACCUUUUUGGGCUGAGAGGCCUAUUUAGUCUCAUUCUGGGAGAGGAAAAUGCUACAGAUGAUACCCAACGCAUGAUGCAAAUGAGUGGAUUUGGUUUUGACCCAUCAAAGAGUUUGGGUGCAGAGAAGGACAAUUUAGACAUAUUGCAGCAUGAAUGGGCAUUGCCUAAAUUCGAGCAACGAGCGGAAGCUGUUUUGAGGUCAUUGCUCAACUGAUUUUUCAUACAUACAUUGAGUUCGAUACACUUAUGCUUCAUCCGUAGGAGUCGUUUGGGUUGGCUCCCUCCCCCCUUGAAUCUACCUCGGCUGCUCACAAUGGUUGAGAUCUAUUGGAAGGAAAAUUAACAGCGGCUUCAUGGAAUGGGCAUCUGAAGCUUCCUUAGUUUCUUGAAGUAGUGAACUUGAUCAUUUUAGCGGAAUCAAAUUCUUUAUUUUUAUUUGUCUUAAGAUCUGAUAUGCUGCUGCAUUUAUUUAGGUACAUAUUUUAUACUAUCGUAUUUUGGUAUGAAUCAAUUCAGUGCAUCUCAACCUCCAUGCUGAGCUUAAUAGCCCAUUUGAUAGGGAUAAAUGGAUAAGCGUUACCGAAAUGACUGGUUAGAUUGUGAAGCCAUGAUCAACAUGUUGUUAUGUUCCUUUAUAGUCGUGAAUCUUUGUUUUAUUAUAUCUUUUGUUAUUAUUAAAGAGUAAAUUAAUAUGGAGUAUGAUAAAAAAUAAGAGCUGAAAAAGGUUGCAAUCAAAAUAUCAAAUGAUCCGGAGUUUAUGGAAGGAGUUACUCAAAUGAUCAAAUCUAAAGUGGCAGACAAUAGUAGGGGUGGACUCGGGCCGGGCGGCCCGGCCCAGAACCGGACCUGCCCGGUACUGUUUGGGCCCGGCCCGGUACCCGGUCUUUGAGCCGGUUCGGGACAACCGGAACCGGUCAUUUCCCAGUGCGGGCUCGGGCCCCCUAAAACGCGAACCGGCCCGGUUGGUCCGGGUCCGGUUCGGGCCUAAUUUUUUUUUUUUUUGUUUUUUUCAAUUUUAUUUAUUCUACCGGGUUGGGUUUGGCCUAAAUACAUUCUCUCUACAAUCUAAAAUUUUCUGAAUUUGAAUCUUCGCACCCAAUUUUCUUUUUCAACAAUUCUCUUAACAAUAUCUUAUUAUAAUGUCUAAAGCAACCUGGCACAUCAUUCAAAUAAACUUCAAAUAAAUUAAUCAUUGGAGAUGCCAAAACAUUAUAGAAUUUUCACUACACAAAACAAAACUUAUUUGUCCAACUUUUUCUCACUACACAAAACAAAACUUAUUACCGAGGGCGUAUC